Molecule: messenger RNA, 321 nt
Organism: Rotaria sordida
Lineage: Eukaryota; Metazoa; Rotifera; Eurotatoria; Philodinida; Philodinidae
Source: the annotation of a GenBank genome assembly
AUGUUUGGUGAUACAAGAUAUUUAUCAAAUAAAAUGUGUAGUCUAAUCAAGGAAAAGAAUAUUGAAAUUUAUACUGAACAAAAUCGAAAAAUCUGUGAAAGUACAAAUUUGAUUUCAAACAGUCACUCAGCUGUUACUAAUGAUACACAUCCUUCAUCACAAGCUAGUUCUAAUUUAUUAUCUGCUCCACUUGAAGAUGUUUAUUCAUUACAUAAUAAUAAUUUAAAAAUCAAUACAACUAUUACAUCUACAGAGUCCGAUGAUACAGUUAAAAAAUCUUCAUCAAAUGUUGAUUGUCAAAAAAAAUCUGAACAUUUUUGA